AUGGUACAGAGACGACUCAGCGAAGGACUUGGGCGGCACGUCCUUCUGGCGCGAAUAAACCACAGUGCCGGAGUCCGCGUCGAGAAGCUGAAGAAGGUACAUACUUACGUUCUUGCUCGCACCCGAUUUAUUUCUCCGCGCUCACAAUUCUUUACCGACCAAAGACUUACUCCGAACGCACGCGUGACCUUCAGGUCAUCUACAUGAUCUCUGAUUUCGCGACAAAGGAACUCAACUGAGAUUUCGAAACAACCAUCAAAAAAAUGCCAAUCACCUUGAUCUACUCGCACCAGGCCAAGAAGAGCAGGAGUUUGCCACGAUUUAUAAAGCCUGAUCUUCGAGCCUUCCAUCUUGGGAGGACGGUCGUCCCCUGUGGUGCAGCAUCUUCCUUCAUCAGUACGAUCGAUGCUGUUGUUAGUCAUGAAGCAGAUGCAACGAAGAACAAAACGAAUGUCGAUCCGCUUGUGCUCUUGCUCUUGUACAGUCGGAGAUGA
Molecule: messenger RNA, 494 nt
Organism: Amoebophrya sp. A120
Lineage: Eukaryota; Dinophyceae; Syndiniales; Amoebophryaceae
Source: the annotation of a GenBank genome assembly